AUGGUGUCAGCUGUAGCUACUACUUCUAGAGAUGCUGUGACGCAUACACAUUUAGAGAAGUCAUCGACAAGUAAUGUCAUCUUAGCUACACCGCUAGUUCUAAUACAGGAUGCAUCUGGAUGCUAUCAAUUGGGUAGGGCGUUACUAGAUUCGUGUUCACAGGUGAACUUCAUCACUAAUGAUUUCGCUCAAAAACUUCGCAUACCCAUGGCCAAGCAUAAUAUUGAAAUUAACAGCAUCGGAAAUUCAUCGACAAGAAUUACAUCAAAGGUAUCAACUACUAUCAAAUCUCGAUUCACGGCUUUUCAACUUCCAUUGACAUUCUGUAUAACAUCACAUAUUGCGUAUCAACCAGAUUCUGAAAUAAACAUCUCAACUUGGUACGUACCACCAAAUAUUAACCUUGCUGACGAACAAUUUUACAAAUCAACCCGUAUUGAUUUACUGCUUGGCACUGAAAGCUUUUUUAGUGUCCUGUCAGUAGGCCAGAUUAAACUUGGAUUAGGAUUACCAACGUUACAGAAAACUAUUUUGGGCUGGAUUGUUUCAGGUAGAUAUGAUGUUUCACAAUGCGUUAAUAAUUCAACUUGUCUCCUUUCAUCAAUUGACUCUGUCGAGGAAAAGUUAGAACGUUUAUGGAAGCUAGAAGAAGUCUCGAUCACUCCACAUGCUUGGACUAGUGAACAACAAGUUUGUGAUCAUUUGUUUUCAGAAACAGUAUGCAGAACAAAUGCAGGUAGAGUUAUGGUAAGGUUGCCAUUUAAGGAUAGUCCUCAGUGUUUAGGCAGUUCAUACGGUACAGCGUUGCGCAGAUUUAUUGUACAAGAAAAUCGAUUGUCACGGUCGCCUGAGCUCAAAACGCAAUAUGUUGCCUUUAUGGAAGAAUAUCAAAACCUUGGUCACAUGAUUGAGGUAAAAGAUCCAAAUAUUGAUGAACCUCAUUAUUACAUUCCGCAUCAUUGCGUAUUGAAGCCAACCAGCACCUCGACGAAAUUAAGAGUCGUAUUCGACGCAUCAUGUCGAACCUCUUCUCAGAAAUCUCUCAAUGAUAUUUUGAUGAUUGGACCUACUCUGCAAACUGAAUUGGUCAUCCUCUUGUUACGUUUUCGCUUAUUUCGAUUCGCUCUUACUGCUGACAUAGUGAAGAUGUAUAGGCAAAUUCUGAUUGAUCCUGAAAAUAGAAAAUUUCAGUACAUUCUUUGGAGAAGUUCACCAUCUACCAAUAUUCGUACUUUCCAGCUCAACACAGUUACAUAUGGAACAGCUGCUGCACCGUACCUUGCCAUUCGUUGCCUAUUGUAUAUAGCGCAUCAAUAUGUGAAUCAAUUCAAGAUUGCAGCUGAAGUAAUCAAAUCUUCGUUUUAUGUUGAUGACUUAUUGCAUGGUGCAGAUUCUCUUUCUGAGUUACAUCAAAUAAAAUACGAAUUGGAAGAGCUUCUAAAACAGGGAGGUUUCGAAUUAGCUAAAUGGCACUCAAAUCAUCAAGCUUUUAGAGAUGACACUACUAUCAAAGAUCUCAAUAUAGGUUCGGAUGUUAUUACCAGCACAUUGGGACUCCGCAUCGCAAAAAGAACUAUUUUAUCAAUUGCGUCGUCACUAUUCGACCCAUUAGGACUAUUAGCUCCAAUAACCAUAUCAACUAAAAUAUUAUUGCAAGAGCUAUGGCUGCUUAAAUUGGAUUGGGACGAAUCCAUUCCUCAAAAUUUACAUUCAGCAUGGGAAAGGCUUUGUCACGAUUUGUCAUCAUUGAACACCAUUACCAUUCCAAGGUACUGUCUAAAACCAAAAGCAAAAGCAAUUCAGCUCCAUGGGUUCUGCGAUGCAUCGAUUCGCGCAUAUGGUUGCCGCAGUUACAUUCGCGUCACAGAUGAUUCCAACCUCAUAGAGGUUCAACUAUAA
Molecule: messenger RNA, 1899 nt
Organism: Teleopsis dalmanni
Lineage: Eukaryota; Metazoa; Arthropoda; Insecta; Diptera; Diopsidae
Exons: 2
Coding region: 1-1899 (632 amino acids)
Source: RefSeq, a predicted model, not a curated record